Arachis stenosperma is the source of this 2172-nucleotide messenger RNA. RefSeq names its product nitrate regulatory gene2 protein-like. The coding region runs from base 1 to 2172 and encodes 723 amino acids. Lineage: Eukaryota; Viridiplantae; Streptophyta; Magnoliopsida; Fabales; Fabaceae. The transcript is spliced from 4 exons. The record is from RefSeq and is a predicted model, not a curated record.
AUGGCCAAAGGAGCACCAAAGUUGCAACAAUCUUCACAAUUAGUGAGUUUAUGCAAAGAGAGGAAGGAGUUUAUCAAAAAAGCUAAAAAUUUCAGGUAUGAUUUUGCCACAUCCUUUGUUGAGUAUUUAGAGUCCCUUUUGAAAAUUGGUGAUGCACUUAACCGUUAUGUUGAUCAAGAAUUAGUGAUUUGUGCUGAUUGUUCCAACAUAUCUUUAUCCGAAAUUAAUCAAUCUGAAGAGGAAGAAGAAGAAGAAAAGAAAUGCUUAUUGGAAUCUACCUCAUGUAAAUUUGAAUAUGAUGAUGGAGAUUGCUGCACUUAUGAUCAUGAUUUUGAUUCAUAUGUGACUUCCAAUGUUUCAUCUUGUAGUAGUACUCAUCAUCAUGAUCAUAAUCAUCAUGAUAGUGAAGAUCAUAGUCAAAGGUUGGAUUUUGCAAAUAAAAUAGAGACCCCAAAGUGUGGAAAUUGGUUCAAUGAUGAACCUUUGGAACAACCAAUGUGUUUUGUUUACCAUAAUGAUAGAUUUAUGCAUGAUGGUACAAAUGCAUCUACAAUGUUUGUAGAAGAUCCUCAGAAAAAUGGAACUGAACGAAACAACUCUACAUGGGAUUUCUUGGAUCCAUUUGGCAUGGAUUAUGAUUUCAAUGCAUAUGAUCAUGAUAUCAAUGAGAGUGUAGUGAGGGAGAGGGAAGGAAUUCCAGAAUUAGAAGAGGAAAGUGAAGCUUAUGAACAAAGCUCAGCGAUGUCAGUAGUGUUUGAUGAGAAGGAAACUGAAAAUGAGGCUAAGAUUGGAGAAGAUGCACAAUCUGAAGCAGAAAAAACAACAGAACAAUGUAGUGAGUGUCCUGCUACUGCUACACCAGUUUCUAAUUCCAAGAUAGAUCUUAAGGAAGCAAUGCUAGAAGUAAAUAAUGAAUUCAAAAAUCUAUUUGAUUCUGGUGAAGAAUUCAAAUCACUUAUGGAAGUUGGCAAGCUACCAUAUAAACCUAAAAGCUCCAAAUUAAGGGCCUUUGCUUCUUGUGUCCUGCGGCCGAUAUUCCCUUCAGUAAAGACGAGUUUAAUCCUUUCGUAUAUGCUAUACAAACCUUCUAGAGCAAAGGUUUUGUCCAUGAGAAACAAUGUUCAUACAUCAUUUAGUUACCUUUCAUCCACCUUGGAGGAACUUUAUGUUUGGGAAAAGAAACUCUCUGCUGCAAUCAUUGUUGUAGAAAAGCUUCGAAUUCAAUAUGAAAGGCAGUACAAGAAGCUAAAAGGUCUGGAUGGUAGAGGUUCUGAGUUUGAUAAGAUUGAUGAUACUCUUGCUUCUGUCAAGCUUUUGAAAUCAGAAAUUGAUGUAGCUAUUGCAUCAGUUGGUCUAAUAUCAAGAAACAUAGAUGGAUUAAGAGAUAAUAAGCUGCUUCCUGAAUUGAACAAAUUGAUUGAAGGGUUAAUUAGAUUGUGGAAGAUAAUGAGUGAUUGUCACCAUAAACAAUUUCAAGCUAUCUCCAUGGCUAAAAGUCAUGUACAUAUAUUAGAUUCUGGAGGGAAGAAAAAGCCAAGUGCAAAAGCUACACUAAGACUAGAAAGAAUUGCAUUAAAUUGGAGUAUGUGCUUUAGUAACCUCAUCAACACACAGAAAACCUUAGUGAAAAACUUGAAUGAUUGGCUCAGGAAGCACAUAAUCCAAGAAGAAAUAGAAAAUUCUGAAAAUGGGGUUGAUCCAAUUUUCAACCUUUGUAAUGAUUGGUGCCAUGAAAUUCACAAGAUCUCAGAAACUAUAGUCUCAGAAGCCAUUAGUACCUUUGCAUCAAACUUGCACCAGUUAUAUGAGAAGCAGAAUGAGGAACAGUUACUCAAAGUUAAAGUGCAACACUUUCUAAGGGAUUAUAAGCACAUGCUUAAGUACUACUGUGACAAGAAUGGAAUCAAGUCAAAGCAGUGUUCAUGUUUUUACAAAAUGAAAAGCUUAGAAGAUUUCAUGGAAGUUCCAUUGCUUAGAGGGUCUGAUGAGAAAUUAGCAGCUUCAAGGGUAAGAUUGGUUGAAGAGAAAAAGAGACAUCAAGAAGCUAUUAAACAUGUCAAUGACCUUGCUUCAAGUUGCUUUCAACCGGGUCUAUUUACAAUUUUUGAGGCUUUGGAGACAUUUUGUUUGGAAAAUCUGAAAAUUUAUGAGCAGCUUAAACUUCCAAACUAA